Messenger RNA from Funneliformis caledonium, 1383 nucleotides. Lineage: Eukaryota; Fungi; Glomeromycota; Glomeromycetes; Glomerales; Glomeraceae. The record is from the annotation of a GenBank genome assembly.
AUGGAACAAAAAUUAAUAGGAUUAACAUCAUUAUCAAAAAAAGCUUUACAAUUAGGAGAAAAUUUAUGUUCUAAAGCUGAUAAUUUGGUGAAAGAAUGUAAAGUUGACGUUAAAAAUAUUGAAAAAGUUUGUCCAAAGUUGAAAUUUCUUUGGGGGGAAUUAGAAGUUCAAAUUCAGUCAGUUGAAAAAUUGAAAAGUUUUGCAGAAAAUCAAAAUGGAAUUUUACAAAUAUUUUACUCGAAUAAGGAACAAGAAUUAACAAUUUUAAGUAACGAAUUGGAUAGUACAUUACAAAAUUUACGUAGUAAGCAAGUUGAUUCAUCGAUCAGAGAGAAUGCGAUUGCAUUGGAAAAAUCAACACGAGAAAAUACGCCACCAGGAAUAGGUGAUUUAUGCGGAGGGGAAAAAGGACUUGAAUUCGAUUUUAUUGAAAAGGAAGAGAAUAAAAUCGAGGAAAAGGCUACUUUAUAUGAUUAUGUUGAAGAACAUAGUAUACAAGAAUUAAAAGAUAAGACUCAAGAAGAAAUUUCAGCUGUCUUGCACUAUCAUAAUAAUAGUUCAACAUUGAUUGAACAAAUAAAAAAUCAUCAUUUACAAUUUAGUGAAAUGCUUGAGAAUCAUACUAUCUCUUUUGAAGAAUCUGUUUCAGAAUUUGCUCGUGGUAAAUGUAACGUAUUAGAUCAAGAAACUCACUCUAUGGCAGAUACUUUAGUUUCGUUAACGAGACAUUAUGGUCAAGUAGCGGCUGCUUUAAAAGCAUGUCGGUCGAAUGCUGAAGUUGGAUAUAAGUUAGAUAUUUCUGUUUUACAGGGAGAUACCGAUUUAAUACCAACAAUAAUUGAGGAACUACAAGAAAGUCUUCAAAAAAUUGAAUCUACAAGUGAGGAGGUUCGUAUUCGAAAUCAAAUUUAUCAAGUAUCUUAUGAUGAGGCCAUCAAACUGUUUAUGGAAUUGGAAAAUUUUGGGGCAUUGAUGGAAAAUUUUGCAAGCACGAUGAAAGUACUUGAACUUGAUUUUGAGAAAAGUUCUGCUACUGUAGAUCGUUACUUGGAAGAAUUACGCAAUUUAAAUUUAUGGUACGAAGAAUUCUCUAGAUCAUAUGAUUCUAUGAUUAUAGAGAUUGAUAGAAGAAAUAGGGUCAAAGAACAACAUGAAAGAAUUGCUGAAGAAUUUUUAAUAAAAUUGGAUGGAUUGUAUACUGAGGAGGAACAACAGAGAGAUUUAUUCUUCCAAGAUCACGGAAGAUAUAUACCCAUAGAUCUGUGUCCCCCUAUUCAGGAUCUUCCAAUUAGAUAUGAAAUAAUUCCUCAAAAUAAUUCACGUUUGCCAACAAUAUCACAUAAAUCGUUAACAGAAGCUCAAGAAAAUUUAUUAAAACAUUGA